AUGCUUGUGUCCCCCGGUCUUGGCUGUGAGUGUACACCUACAUAUUUAUCAAAAACCCUUGAACCUGGUUUUCCUUCAUGUUAUUUUCCUCAGACUCUCGAGGAGCCCCCCUACCUGACGGUGGGGACGGAUGUGAGUGCCAAGUACAGGGGGGCUUUCUGUGAAGCCAAGAUUAAGACAGCCAAGAGGCUUGUUAAGGCCAAGGUCGGUGCAGUUGUAGAGGUGAAGAAUCAGGACGGAGUUUUCCAGGAGGCCACCAUCAAUAAGCUGACCGAUGCCAGUAUAUAUACAGUUGUGUUUGACGAUGGCGAUGAGAAGACCCUUCGGCGUUCCUCUCUCUGCCUGAAAGGAGCACGUCACUUUGCAGAAAGCGAAACACUCGACAGACUCCCUCUCACCAACCCUGAGCACUUUGGCACACCUGUCAUUGGCAAGAAGGGCAACCGCGGCCGACGAUCAAACCCUAUUCAAGAAGAGGAGUUGUCUUCGUCCUCCAGCGAGGAGGAGGAGAGUGAUCAGCGGCAGAAUGAGGACCUGUUUGGCAAGGUGGUCUGCGUGGAAGGGGUUGCCACCGGCGACAAAAAGAAGACGACGUGGUACCCUGCUCUGGUCAUCUCCCCAGACUGCCAUGAAGAUAUGACCGUGAAGAAGGACAACAUCUUCGUCCGCUCUUUCAAGGAUGGAAAAUUCUACAUGGUGCUCCGGAAAGACAUCCGUGAGAUGAACAGCGACUGCCCUCCAAAAGCCGACGCAGGACUCAGAGCAGCCCUGGACGCAGCCUUGGACUUCCAGCAGAAGCUGGUGGUUCCCAGCAAUUGGAAGACAGAAGUGAAAGAGGAAAGUUCCAGCAGCGAAGAGGAUGAUGACGAUGAGGAGGAGGAGCAGGAGGCAGACAACAGCAGGGAAGAGGAGGACGAGGAGGUGGAGCCGUUCCCAGAGGAGAGGGAGAACUUUCUGCAGCAGCUCUACAAGUUCAUGGAGGACAGAGGAACUCCCAUCAACAAGCGGCCUGUUCUGGGCUACAGGAACCUGAACCUGUUCAAACUCUACCGACUGGUACACAAACUGGGAGGCUUUGACAACAUUGAAAGCGGCUCGGUGUGGAAGCAAGUCUACCAGGACCUGGGCAUCCCUGUCCUUAACUCUGCAGCUGGCUACAAUGUCAAAUGUGCUUACCGCAAGUAUUUGUAUGGAUUCGAGGACUACUGCACCUCCACUGCCAUCACAUUCAGAAUGGACCUGCCUUUGAAGCAGGGUCCAAAGGGAGAGGUGAAGUCUGAGGAGGCGCCAGGAGUAGCAGUUGUCACAUCAUCCAGCUCGGAGGAGCAGAAAACUCAGGUGGAUGGGGAUCGCUGUGCACCCUCGACAGUCUGUGAGGAAGAGAAACCUGACUAUACGCAAAACAAGACGGAGGUGGAGCCCUCAAAAACUGAAGGGAAAGACAGCGAAAACGAUGGUGAAGACGGCAUUCUGAAGGGAGACGCGGACGAGGGCUCGUCGACGUCUCGUCUCGGAGGCGACGGCCUGAAGCAGGAGCACGACGACGGGCAGGAGAGCAAAGACAACUCCGGGGAUGACAGCAGUCAGGAGGGGGAGGAAGGGGAGGAGUUUGAGUGUUACCCCCCGGGGAUGAAGGUGCAGGUGAGGUAUGGGCGAGGCCGCAAUCUGAAGACGUACGAGGCCACUGUGAAAGAGGCAGACGUGGAGGGGGGAGAGGUGCUCUACCUGGUGCACUACUGUGGCUGGAACGUCAGAUAUGACGAAUGGAUCAAAGCAGACAAGAUCGUGCGGCCCGCCAAUAAGAAUGUACCAAAAAUAAAGCACCGCAAAAAAAUAAAGAACAAAGUUGAGAGGGAGCGAGACAGACUGGACCGGCUAAAUGAGAGAGAGGUCCUCGGCCCUUCGUCCAACGCUCACCGGGCCCCACGCUCCAAAUGUGGCCUGAGCCAGGAUGUCUUUUCCAAGAUGGACGAGGGCGAGGACAAAGGGACUCAGCAGGCUCCCGUCAAGUCUAUAGAAAUUACUUCUAUUCUCAAUGGCUUGCAAGCCUCUGAGAUGUCUACUGAUGAAAGUGAGCAUGAGGAUGAGGAGGGAGAGCGCAAUGGAGAAGACCAGCCGGGAUGCUGCGGCCCCAGAAAAGGCCCAGCUGAGCCACUGCAAAUACCAGAGCGCUGGGAGAGCGGAACUCCCUCCGAAGGGCCCAAAACCUCCUCUGUCCCUGGAAAGAGCCAAGCCGCCGCUGGCACGGAGAGCGCAGACGUCGGGAAGCGCAGAAUCCAUCCGGAGUCAGAGGGAGAGGUGAGCACCAGGAAGAGGAAAUCUGAUGGCGCUGCUGAGAGGACCCCCAAAGGUCAACCCAGAGCUAAGACCAGGAACACCAGGAGCGCCGACUGGUUACCCGGAGCCUCUCCCAGGAAGCUGGAGGAGAGAGCAGCUGGUCCCGGAGAGGAGAGGGAAGCCUCCUCCAGCAGCAGUUCAGAGGACGAGAGUGCUGCACCGGCAGAGUCCCAGACAGAGGAGACUGAGCGAAGCCGGCCAAAAACCAAAGCAUCGCCUUCCAAGAAGUACAACGGGAUGAAGGAGAAGACCAAAAGCAGCAGACAAGGGGGCUUCUGGGAGAUUCCUGAGAAGAGGGCCAAAGUGUCUGGGAAUGCUGAGGAAAGGGCUGCUGUUCGGCCAAAAGGACAAAAGGACGUGUGGUCCAGCAUCCAGGCUCAGUGGCCAAAGAAGACUCUGAAAGAGUUGUUCUCCGACUCAGACACAGAGGCCGCCAACUCUCCGCCCCCACCAGUGCCCUCACGUCUGGAGGAGCCCGGGGGGGAGCAGGACGCUGGACCUGAGGACGAAACCUCAGAGGAGCAGAUGGAAAACGACAAGCUCCAGGAGUUCCCAAGCAGCGGCAGUAACUCUGUGCUCAACACCCCUCCGACCACGCCGGAGUCCCCCCCAGGGGGAGGCAGCGCGGUGGAAGACUCGGGUCCAGCGCAGCCCUGCUCCCCGCCUCCUCCUCUGCCCCCUGCCUUACCUUCAGAGCCAGUGUCUGACUCUCUCCCCCCGGAUCCCAUUCAGGAAGAAGUGGCGGGGGGCCGCAGCGAGACGGACAGCAGCACAGUGGAGGUGGAGAGUCUGGGCGCGGAGCUGCAGGAGCUCCCGCAGGAGGACGGGGCAGGUUCCCCCUCAAAGGUGUACGACGCCGGCCUCUGCAACAGCAGCAGCAGCUGCAGCCCAGAGCUGAGCAGCGGCUGCCAGCAGGAGCACGAGCAGAAGUCCAAAGCCUCUUUGAGUCAGAAACGGCAGAAAGAGUCGCAGACGCUCGGAGCCGCAAAAAAACACAAGCCAAGCAGAAAGAGCCUCGGUGUGCCUCCUAAAAAGAACAGGAAAACAGCCAACAGCAGUGACAGUGAGGACCAGUCUGUUAUGGAGGGCGCUGCCAAAUCGUCUGUUUCAAAGAGCAGCGCACCGGACCUGAAGGCUGCCACUUCGCCCAAGUGUCACGGGCGAUCCCCCCCCUCCAGCCAUAAGUACCACAAGCACGGCGACUCGGAUCACACCCCACACAGGGACAACCACGGCAGAUCGCCUCGCGUGUACAAGUGGAGCUUCCAGAUGUCUGAUCUGGAAAAGAUGAACAGUCUGGAGAGGAUUUCUUUUCUUCAAGAGAAGCUCCAGGACAUCAGGAACCACUACCUCUCCCUCAAGUCUGAAGUGGCCUCUAUUGACCGACGACGAAAGCGCAUGAAGAAGAAGGAGAGAGAAAGCACAGUGGCUGCUUCUUCCUCGUCUUCUUCCUCCUCCCCGUCCUCUAGCUCGCUGACAGCUGCCGUCAUGCUGACGCUUGCCGAUCCUCCGGUAUCAUCCUCAUCCUCCUCGUCUCAGAACUCUGGGGUAUCAGUGGAGUGCAGGUGA
Menidia menidia (Atlantic silverside) is the source of this 3906-nucleotide messenger RNA. NCBI's taxonomy places the organism in Eukaryota, Metazoa, Chordata, Actinopteri, Atheriniformes, Atherinopsidae. The record is from the annotation of a GenBank genome assembly.